Messenger RNA from Fukomys damarensis (Damara mole-rat), 3422 nucleotides. It is a transcript of the gene Mmp28, whose product is annotated as matrix metallopeptidase 28. NCBI's taxonomy places the organism in Eukaryota, Metazoa, Chordata, Mammalia, Rodentia, Bathyergidae. Gene Ontology annotation, molecular function: metalloendopeptidase activity; zinc ion binding. The transcript is spliced from 11 exons. The record is from RefSeq and is a predicted model, not a curated record. Gene Ontology annotation, biological process: collagen catabolic process; extracellular matrix organization; proteolysis. Gene Ontology annotation, cellular component: extracellular matrix. The coding region runs from base 1 to 1692 and encodes 563 amino acids.
AUGAAUAUUCGGUUAGAAAAGACCUUUAUUCGCCGAAAAUUUGGAAUGACCACAGCUCAAGGCUCCUUCUCCCACACACCCGGGCCUCGCACUCCACACCCCUCUUCGUCGAAGUCUGCCAGGAGAUCCUCAGGCCCCGGCCCUGCUCGGAGAGAUCCGGACCAAGUGGAGGUGGCAGGAGAGGCCGUGCCGGCGGAAGAGUCCCCCAGGACCGCGGCGCGGACUGGCGGACGGGGCAGGCGCUGCCAGGGUGGACGACCUCGGGCAGGCGCCACACGGAGCUGCGCGGAGGAGCGACCUGGGUCGCGGAGCCAGGCACUGGCAUUCCUGGAGAAGUAUGGCUACCUCAAUAAUCAGGUCUCCAAAGGUCUCUCCUCCGCUCGAUUCAGCAAUGCCAUCAGAGAGUUCCAGUGGGUGUCUCGACUGCCUGUCAGUGGUGUACUGGACCGUGCCACCCUGCGUCAGAUGACACGGCCCCGCUGCGGGGUCGCAGACACUGACAGUCAUGCAACCUGGGCAGAGCGGAUCAGUGCACCGUUUGCUGGACGCCGGGCCAAAAUGAGGCGCAGGAAACGCUUUACAAAGCAAGGCAACAAAUGGUACAAACAGCACCUCUCCUACCGCCUGGUGAACUGGCCUGAGCGCCUGCCUGAGCCUGAAGUCCGGGGCGCCGUGCACGCUGCCUUCCAGCUGUGGAGCAACGUCUCAGCACUGGAGUUCUGGGAGGCCCCAGCCACAGUCCCCGCAGACAUCCGCCUCACUUUCUUCCAAGGAGACCACAACGACGGACUGAGCAAUGCCUUCGAUGGUCCAGGGGGCGCCUUAGCGCACGCCUUCCUGCCUCGCCGGGGCGAGGCGCACUUCGACCUAGACGAGCACUCGCCCGCGCCGCGCGCGCUCAUGGCGCCCUACUACAAGAGGCUGGGCCGCGACGCGCUGCUCAGCUGGGACGACGUACUGGCAGUGCAGAACCUGUAUGGGAAGCCCCUGGGGGGCUCAGUGGGCACCCAGCUCCCAGGAAAGCUGUUCACUGACUUUGAGGCCUGGAACCCCCACAACUCCCAAGGCAGGCGCCCUGGAACCCAGAGCCCUAAGUACUGCCACUCUUCCUUCGAUGCCAUCACUGUAGACGGGCAAGAGCGACUGUACAUCUUUAAAGGGAGCCACUUCUGGGAGGUAUCCCCUGAUGGCAAUGUCUCAGAGCCCUGCCUGCUGCAGGAAAGGUGGGCAGGGCUGCCCCCCAACAUCGAGGCUGCUGCAGUGACGCUGGACGAUGGAGACUUCUACUUCUUCAAAGGAAGUCGAUGCUGGAGGUUCCGGGGUGCUAAGUCAGUGUGGGGUUCCUCCCAACUGUGCCGGGCAGGGGGCCUGCCCCGCCACCCCGAUGCGGCCCUCUUCUUCCCUCCUCUGCAGCGCCUGAUCCUCUUCAAGGGUGCCCGCUACUAUAUGCUGGCCCGCGGGGGGCUGCAAGUAGAGCCCUACUACCCGCGCUUCCUGCGGGACUGGGGCGGUGUCCCGGAGGAGGCCAGUGGAGCCCUGCCAAGACCUGAUGGCUCCAUCAUCUUCUUCAGAGAUGACCAUUAUUGGCACCUCGACCAAGCCAAACUGCGAGUGACCACCUCGGGCCGCUGGGCCACUGAGCUGCCUUGGAUGGGCUGUUGGCUUGACAACUCAGGGGGUGCCCUGUUCUGAAGGUCCCCCCAGGAAUGUUGGUGCUCUGAGGCCAACUCACCUCUCCUGUCCCAGGGCAGACCCUGCCUUGGAAGUCUCUGAGCCUCCCUGCGGAAGAGCAGGCAGCAAAGUCGCCCCUGGGAAGCUUGUACGAGUUGUCUGCACUUAUUUCCCAGAGAAGGCGGCAUUGUCUUUGUGCUGUUUCCUCUAUAUGGACACAGGGGUGGAUCCAUCGAAGGAAAGGUAACAAAGGGUCCCAGAUCCUCAGCCCAUUUCAAGGACCACUGUCCUCAAGCUUUGGGGAUUGACCGUGCUGGGCUCCAAGCAGGGAGAAUGCAAAACUCAGUGGAAAGCUUGCAGACUGUUUUGCAAAGCACUCCCCUUCUCUUAGGGCCUGCUGGCUCAGUUCCUAGAAAAUUGUGUCCUUUAUAAUCAAAGCCCUCAGCCCCGGGAAGCUUGGGGUAAAGGCACAAGAUGUCUCCAACCUCAGAGACCCUUUGCCGGAUCAGGGUGCAGGGCGGAAAGGAGACUGAUGUGGACCUCCUGGAUCUGGCUUUGUGUCUGGGAAAGAAUGAAGAGGCGCCCCCAGCUGGUGGCCCUGGAAGCAGCAAGCAGCCUUUUUGAAGUAGUUCUCCAUCCUUUCUGGGAGAGCAGGUGGGCGUGGACGUGGGAGAAGCCGGAACCAUGCUCUUCCACCCAAGCCAGGGCUGGCCAGCUGUUCCUAGUUGUGAUGAGAGAGGAGGCCUGCCUCUCCCCAGGAAGCAAAAGUCCUCAACCCCCACUACCCCUCCUGCGCCAGAUGGAGAGCCCAGCGCAGCAGGGAGCUAUCAGAAGCUCCCUGGGGGUCUGCACUGUGCAGCAGCCUCCAGGAAGCCCGUGGGGUGGGGUGGGGUGGGGUGGGGGCUGGUGCUCACAAUGGCCCCAUUCUGAGACCACACACGCAGCAUUCCCGAAACGCCUGCUGUCUGGCCAAGAAUAGCUGGGAUUCCUGCAGAAGGAACCAGCUCGCGAGCAGCCCUGUCUUGUUCCUCAGCCAAAACAGAAGUCUGUUUUAGCAUCCGGUUCUGCAGUCCUCUCCCUGCCCUCCCCAACACACACACCUGCCAGCGCCUCCUAGGUUCUCCCAGGCGUUGCCGGCCUGGCGUUGCCUGGCCUUCUCUGUGCUCCUUUGGAGCAAGUGCUUUGUGCAGCCCAGUCCUGAGAAGGCGAAGGAGGAGGCUCCCUGGCCGCCCUUCUCUCUCCGGCUUGAGCCCCGGGAAGAAGGAACGCCCAGUUUUCAUCACUCCCACGUGCAGCCGCCUUACCCACACUUCAAAGCACAGACACUUUGCCGGGAGGCUUUAUUGAAUGCCUCGAGGGAAGGAGCAGUUGGAGGGAACCCCGAGGUCGUGUCCCCGAAGCGCCGCCUCUGCCCAUCUUGGAGAUGAGCGAAGCUGCGUCGAGACCUGGGUCGGGAGGGCCUUACGCAGGCGCCAGGUUAUGCCGGGCUCUGCACGACUAAAGCCCGUCUAGGUGGAGGGGUCGGGGGGACACCCUGCCUGAUGGGUGCUCGGGCGAGGGCUCCGCGUCAGGGGAGUUGAGGGUCAGGCGAGGAUGGAGGACACAAAGGCUGAGAGCUGGGGCGCUCAGAGCCCGCGGCGGCCUCCGCCCUACCCAGAUCCGGGUGCUCCAGGACACUGUGUGCCACGUAGGCCGGGUGGCUGUGUAGGGUGCCGCACUUCUUGCAGAAAAGGACCUCGCAGCGCGCACAG